UUUUUCACCCCUUCCACCUGUCUUUCAAAAGGAGCGACAGCGAGGUGAUUUGGCGCGAGUGGCCAGCGUUCAGUCACAUCCGAGGCGACCUGUGGGAGGGCGGCUGGCCGGCUGUGUGCCUCUCCCUGUCAAACUGCGAAGUGGAGACGAAAACGGAUUGGCUCCAAAAUGCCUUUACAACGCCUUGAGUGCCCACUGGACAUUGCCUGUUGCAGCAAUUGCCUGAAAGCGUGAUUCCUUCGUAUCAUUUAAAACUACGGUUUGGGAGAAGAUUCCUCCACCGCCCCCCGCCCCCGCCCCCGCCCCCCUUUGAGCUUUGCUAACUUUUUUCCGGAUCGCUGAAUACCUGUUUUCAGACAAGCAGUUUUGCGUUGCGGCCAUUGCGACUUUAAGGCAGGUCUGGUCUCUCUCUGUCAGUAUAAACAGAAGAUCCAAGUUGUCUCAAACAAGGGACGGACAUCUCUCCUCCUCUUCUCUCUCUGCUGGCGGCAGCCAGUUUAAGCGCCAUCCGCCGCCCCCCCACCCCCCCCCACUCCAGUGCAUGAAGAGAGGCUCAAACUGCUUCAUGUCUCGGGGAACAAGUCAUCAAGGACAACUUAACUGUGAAGAGACAGAACGUCUUUCUGGAACAUUCUAACCCUCCUCAAACAACAAGAGAAAGUUUGUGGGACCCUUUCAAAUUCGAAGCGAUUUGCCGUCUUUUAGUGCGGUAAUCCCGCCCCAGUUUAACGUGUUGAAUUUUAAUCGUGCAGGCGGAAUGCUGACCGCUGACCUGCCAUUUACUCUCUACCCCUGGAUUCUGAGUCGCUAUCUUCUCACUUUGCUGGUGUUUUUCUUUCAGCUUUCUCAGGGCGAACUCCAGAAAUCAGGCGGGAGAUCGGUUUUUGAGACGGUGACUGACAGCUGCCAUGAGAUCUGCUCGUGUCGACCUCCCCCGUUACCCCCGCCACCGCCCCCCCCGCCACCGCCCAGGCAAUUGGCAUCUCCAACUGUAAAACCAACAGAUUAUCCUCCAUUAAAGCCCUGGUGGAAGGACAUGGUCAUUUUAAUCGCUGUGGGUUGUGCCACACUUGUUUUCCUGGUGAUAGCUGUAAUUGUCUGCUACAAAGCAAUAAAAAGGAAGCCGAUGCGGAAAGAAGAGAAUGGGACAAGUCGAGCUGAAUAUGCAAUGACCUCCCAAAAUGACAAAAUGCCGGACGCAAAUAGUGCAAUCAUUUAGCUUCUUAAAAAUACUGCCACCAAGUUAUUUCAAGACAAGAGAGUGUCUAGUUUAAAAUACACACUUGUGUUGUGUGUAAAGGUUGAAAAGGUGUUCCGAAGAUAAGGACUUCAUUUAAGAAAAAAGUGAACACAUCAGUUAUUCAGAGCAGAGAAACAGACUUCCCUUCAGCCACAUUGACUGUGAGGUGAAGGAUAAGCCUGCCAAUCAAACUAAAUAUGAGACAAGGCCUCAUAAUAAGGCAUAAUCGCUGCUUGCAGCUUCCGUUGAAAGCAACAACUUCAAGAUGCCUCAAUCCUGGGUGAAUCUCAACUACUUCUUGCAAACAAUCUAUAAACUCUCUCUAAAAUAACUGCAAUCUACUAGAAUAGUUUUAACAUGCUGUAUUCAGUUGCGACCGGAGGUGGUCAUGUUGAAGCCUUUACCUGCUUGACCAAUGUCUCCAGAAUAAAACAGGCUACAGUGAAAGGGAGCAGAUCGCUUCCAUAAAACCAAUGGACCAACAAAGUUCAUCACACACAGCGCGUUUGCAGUCUGAUUGACUAUGCAAUUUCCUUUAACUGAAGACAUCUCAUCAAAAUGUACUAAUUUUUUCAGAAAAUAUAGCCAGUAAAGUUUUGUGAAUCACUUUGAAAACAGGUGCUUCAUUGGCAUAUCAUAGUUUUAUUUUGUUGGUUAAAGCCUUUUUUACACUGGCAGGUUUUAUCCCAGGUUGCUUAUUUUAAAUCACAAUAAAGAAUGCUGUUAAUAGUCACAAACUUGGUAAAAUAUUACAUUUCUUUUUUCAGGACCAAAUCAAGUGGUUUAUACUUCAACUGAACUUAGAAACAUUUAUUUUCUAUAUCAAACAUGUACUGUAUAAUGAUUUGUAGAACUUUGAACAUAAUGUUUUGUAAUAAACAUUGUUGAACUUGUUCUGCCACCAAUGAAUAUUGUCAAAGUCAGUCAGGGCAGAUUUCUCAUCACUUCCCAUUUCCUUAAACUUUUGCAUUAUUUGCAUUGAUGCUUUUCACUUCUGGAUUCUUGUUUAUAUAAAUAUUUCUAAUACAUUUUCCAUUGUACUUUAAAGAUUGCUUCUAAUUUACAAAGAAAACUUCCUUUUUAAUCUAAGAGUAUGUUCUGCAAAUGGCCUGUUUUAGGCUCGGAGUUCUUUUAUGACACAUGAAAGAAAUUUGAAAGAGUUGUGUGUGCCUUUCACAUCUAUGAUUCUGAAACUGAAGCGAAUUGACUUCAAAAGCAAAUGUAGUCCAGUGUAAAAAAGGCUCUAAUUUAUCGAAGAUAUGACUAAAAUACAUCUCUGGUUUUAUGAUGUUUUCUAAUACUAAAGCCACAUUUCAUUCUUCUUUAAUGAACAACAAAUAAUUAUGUUCUGUGGUAACUGCUGAUAAUAUUCAAUAAUGGGUUAAACUGUCUAAAUCUUAACCGUAAAGUUCCUGAGUUAUUCCUUUUUAUGUUUAUGAUUUGUACACAUAGAACAUGGCCUUUUGUUACAUAUUCAAAUUGACUGCAUGCAAAAGUGAGAAUGUACGUAGACCGAAUGCAGAAAUGAUUAGCAUGGCCCAGGUUCAGGAUCAGCUUCCUCUGAUUGCAAUCUUCUAAACUCUCCACAAAGCUUUUAGAAGCACAUAGGUUUAUAAUCUAGUCAUUUAAUUCGUAAAUACCUGUUCUUGUAAAUUCUUAAACAGUGAAGCAACUUUGUGCAGGUUAUCCAACAAAUGUUGCUUGCAUCAACACUUAGUAGCCAACCAGUGUACUUUUCUGUAGAUGAUUACAAAGGAGUCAGAAAUUGGCUUUGAUGCCUUGUGGCCAUGAUUGAAGUCCAUGUAUAGAAUUAAACACAGAGCAAAAGUUUUGAACAAUGUCAGUUUUCCUCCUAGAAUCAGCAUCCUUUUGAUACCCAAGCUAGACAGCCUCCAACCACUAUGCUACAUCUAAACUUAUUGAUCUGCACGUAAAUGAAAUGUUGAUCACAAAGGGCUACAAUACUGUACCCAUAAUUUCCCAGCUUUUGUGGUAGCUCAGCACUGGAAGUGUUGGAUGUUGAAUUUACUCUUUGCUCUUUUCAGCCUUGAAAGGGAUCCUUCAACUAGGUUUCUUAAGUUGAAACUUAUGUUCCAAUUCUAUUGCCAUUCAUUAUGGAAGUACUUUCCUAAGCAGUGAAGUAGUAAUUAAGUCAAAAUAGAAUCUGACAAGUAGAAAAACUCCUGUUGGCAAUUGCCGUGGAUAUCUGCAGAAGGCUGCUAAACUGUAUAAAAUGGCAUUCUCUAGAGAUCUGAGAUAUUUCCAUGAUCACUGCACAUCCUCCAGAUACUAUAACAUCCUAAUAAACAUUGAGUCGUAACUUACUGUCAAAAUAAUUAUGAGACUAAUGAUUCUUAUUUUAGCGCAAACGCUCCAGCAACUUCAGAUGAGGGUCAGACACACAAUUGAAUUCAAAUAUUCAAAAGUUGAUGUUUGAGUUGUGCCACUUCACCAUUAGUUUUGUGAAAAUGACGAGUUGCUGCCUGCCUCACUAUGAAAAUGCAUUGAACGGUGUGAAGUUGCUGUAUAUGGGCAGUAGAAACAAACAAACUCACCACACAAAGUUACAUUUUUGAGAUCUCCAAUAAUUAAACCUGAAAGAAAUUAGGCUCCAUACUUGCAAUAGUUAAUUUUCAGUACCAGAGAGAU
This is a messenger RNA of Carcharodon carcharias (great white shark), 3889 nucleotides long. It is a transcript of the gene prima1, whose product is annotated as proline rich membrane anchor 1. The record is from RefSeq and is a predicted model, not a curated record. The coding region runs from base 758 to 1219 and encodes 153 amino acids. Lineage: Eukaryota; Metazoa; Chordata; Chondrichthyes; Lamniformes; Lamnidae. The transcript has 4 exons.